This is a messenger RNA of Arvicola amphibius (Eurasian water vole), 1801 nucleotides long. It is a transcript of the gene Shc2, whose product is annotated as SHC adaptor protein 2. Gene Ontology annotation, biological process: intracellular signal transduction; cell surface receptor protein tyrosine kinase signaling pathway. NCBI's taxonomy places the organism in Eukaryota, Metazoa, Chordata, Mammalia, Rodentia, Cricetidae. Bases 1 to 1722 code for a protein of 573 amino acids. The transcript has 13 exons. The record is from RefSeq and is a predicted model, not a curated record. Gene Ontology annotation, cellular component: plasma membrane. Gene Ontology annotation, molecular function: receptor tyrosine kinase binding.
AUGACGCAGGGUCCGGGUGGCCGUACGGCCCCCGAGCCCGAGGCGCCCACCACCUUCUGCGCGCUGUUGCCGCGCAUGCCUCAGUGGAAGUUCGCGGCACCCGGCGGCUUCCUAGGUCGCGGUCCGGCGGCGGCGCGCGCGGCGGGGGCGGCCGAGGCGCAGCCCGAGCCAGGGGUCCCCGCGCUGACCGCCGUGCUGGGCGCCUGCGAACCGCGCUGCGCCGCGCCCUGCCCGCUGCCCGCGCUCGGCCGCUGCCGGGGUUCCGCGACGCGGUGCGCACGGGGGACCCCAGACGUCGCCGAUGAGUGGGCGCGCAAGGGCGGCUUCAUCCACAAGCCGGCUCACGGCUGGCUGCACCCCGACGCCAGGGUCCUGGGGCCCGGGGUCUCUUACAUCGUGCGGUACAUGGGCUGUAUUGAGGUGCUCCGAUCCAUGCGCUCUCUGGAUUUCAACACCCGAACGCAAGUGACUAGGGAAGCCAUCAACCGGCUCCAUGAGGCCGUGCCUGGCGUCCGAGGCUCCUGGAAGAAGAAGGCCCCAAACAAGGCGCUGGCUUCCAUCCUGGGGAAGAGCAACCUGCGUUUUGCUGGCAUGAGCAUCUCAGUCAACAUCUCUGUGGAUGGCCUCAACCUGUCUGUUCCUGCUACCCGCCAGAUCAUCGCCAACCAUCAUAUGCAGUCCAUUUCCUUCGCUUCGGGUGGUGACACGGACGUGACUGAUUAUGUGGCCUAUGUAGCCAAGGACCCCAUCAACCAGAGAGCCUGCCACAUCUUGGAAUGCUGUGAGGGUCUAGCCCAGAGUAUCAUCAGCACUGUAGGCCAAGCCUUCGAGCUACGCUUCAAGCAAUACCUGCACAGUCCCCCCAAGGCCAUAGUGCCUCCUGAAAGGCUGACAGGGCUGGAGGAGUCGGCCUGGGGUGACAACGAUGAGGCUCUGGACCACAAUUACUAUAACAGCAUUCCAGGGAAGGAACCGCCCCUGGGUGGGCUGGUGGACUCCAGACUGGCUGUCACACAGCCGUGUGCCCUGGCGACACUUGGAGGCCUCGGACAGGGAAUGUCACCUGCACGGAGAGAUGCCCGGGGCUUGCCGUGGGACAUGGAUCCCUCUGGAACAGCCCCACCUGGGGAUGGCUACGUGCAGGCAGAUGCUCGAGGGCCACAUGACUACGAGGAGCACCUGUACGUCAACACCCAGGGCCUGGAUGCUAUGGAGUCUGAGGACAUGUUCGAGGCCCCUCUGCUGCCUGAGGACAGCCCCAAGAAGGACCUGUUUGAUAUGCGACCCUUUGAGGAUGCCCUGAAGUUGCACGAGUGCACAGUCGCAACAGGCAUCACUGCAGCUCCGUUCCCUUUGGAGGACCAGUGGCCCAGCCCCCCUACCCGCAGGGCCCCCAUUGCACCUACAGAGGAGCAAUUGAGGCAGGAGCCCUGGUACCAUGGACGCAUGAGCCGUCGGGCUGCGGAGAAGCUGCUUCGUGCCGAUGGGGACUUCCUUGUGAGAGACAGCAUCACCAACCCGGGGCAGUAUGUCCUCACAGGCAUGCAAGCAGGGCAGCCCAAACAUCUGCUGCUGGUGGACCCCGAGGGUGUGGUGCGGACGAAGGACGUGCUGUUUGAGAGCAUCAGCCACCUCAUAGACUACCACCUGAAGAACGGGUUGCCCAUUGUGGCUGCCGAGAGUGAGUUGCACCUGCGGGGAGUGGUCUCCCGGGAGCCAUGAGCCAGGUGAUGAUGGUUCUCAACACAGCUUCUACCCCCAGAGGCCCUUGCAGUGGCCUUGAGGGCACAGCCCUUUUCUC